Messenger RNA from Mytilus trossulus (common blue mussel), 2144 nucleotides. RefSeq names its product heat shock 70 kDa protein 12B-like. The record is from RefSeq and is a predicted model, not a curated record. Gene Ontology annotation, molecular function: ATP binding; ATP-dependent protein folding chaperone. NCBI's taxonomy places the organism in Eukaryota, Metazoa, Mollusca, Bivalvia, Mytilida, Mytilidae. Bases 200 to 2002 code for a protein of 600 amino acids. The transcript is spliced from 6 exons.
UGCUACUGUACCUUGAGUUAUGAAGAGUUCUUUUCUGACGUCAUAUGACCAUUAGAUAGACAAGGAAGUUGAUAACAUCCGUGACUGACGAGCUUGAACUUGCUAACAGACUUUGGAACUGGAUUAUUCUCAGCACUUUAUGUAUAUAAAUUAGAAGCGAUUUGGUCGUUCGCGGGUGGUCUUCUUAAAAACACAUGUAAUGGCUGUCCCGCAAGAUUCUACUUUGGUAGUUGCUAUAGACAUAGGAACAACCUAUAGUGGAUACGCCUUUUCUUUUGGUCAUCAAUAUAAAUCCAAACCACUAAAUAUAACGUCCCACAGCUGGCCAGAUGGACCGUCAUACAAAACACCCACGUGUGUUCUUCUAACCUCAGAAAAGAAGUUCCAUUCCUUUGGACGCGAAGCUGAAAACAAAUAUAUAAGUCUGGCAGAAAAUGAGGAACAUGAGGAUUGGUAUUUUGUAACAAGGUUCAAGAUGUUAUUGAUGGAAAAAGAGGAAUUGGAUGAAAAAACUUUAGUUGAAGACAUGGAUAAGAAACCUAUAUCAGCUCUGCUUGUAUUCACCGAAGCUAUCAAAUACUUGAAGAACCAUUUACUGAACGACCUUAAAAAACGUAACUUAGACGUCCCUGAUAACCAAAUAAAAUGGGUACUCACAGUUCCGGCUAUCUGGUCAGAUCCGGCAAAGCAGUUUAUGAGAACAGCUGCUGAACGGGCCAAUAUACCUCAUUCGUCGUUAACUCUUGCAUAUGAACCAGAAGCUGCAGCAUUAUACUGUAGACUGUUGCCAAUAGAUACCAUGAAAGUCGCAGGAGGAACUAAUUACUUAUCUUGUUUUGAACCUGGAAAAAAGAUAAUUAUCGUAGACUUGGGAGGUGGAACCGCAGAUAUAUCAAUUAAUGAAGUCACAAAAGAACACAAUUUGAAAACUAUUGACAGAGCCAGCGGAGGAGACUGGGGAGGAACUAAUAUAGAUAAAAAAUACUUGAAAUUUUUGGAAGAGGUUCUUGGGAAUAAUAUAAUGGAGGAAAUUAAGAGAGAUUAUAGAAGUGAUUUGCUAGAAAUUCAACAGGAUUUUGAAGAACAGAAACGUAAAGUAACGCCCGAUCGCGAUCAUGACGUCGUUAUCCGUAUGCCUGGUGGGGUAAUGGAGAUUAUUCGUAAUAAAAAGCAAAAGCUGGCCGAUAUUGUGGAAUCAUCUCAACAUUCAGGUACAGUGUCAGUGAAGGAAAACCAGAGAGAUAGGCUACAUAUCAAAGCUCGUAUUUUUAUUAGCUUCUUUAAGGAAACUACUCAGCACAUUAUAUCUCAUUUACAGCAAGUUCUAGACAGCAGACAUUUAGGACAUAUUCCACCUGCUAUGGUGAUGGUUGGAGGAUUUUCAGAAUCAGUAAUAGUCACAGAUGCUAUUCGAAAUCACGAAUCUUUUAAAAAUAUUAAGGUUAUUAUUCCAACUGAGGCAAGACUUGCUGUACUAAAAGGAGCCGUUUUAUUCGGACAUAAUCCAACUGUGGUGAUAUCAAGAAUGGCGAAAUAUUCUUAUGGCAUUCGAUCUUAUAGAACUUUCAAAAAAGGCGACCCGGACUCAAAGAGACUGAAAGAGGAGGGGAAAGAGUGGUGCAGAGAUUAUUUCAAAAAACUAUUCACAAUUAAUCAAGAAGUGACAGUUGGUGAAAGAAGUGCAGUCACAAUCAAAGAUUCUUACAAAGAUAAAAAUAGACAAGCCAAACGAACAAUGAAACAUACCCUUGAUCUGUACUUCACAACUGAGAAGGAUCCCAAUUUUAUUGAUGAAAAAGGCUGUAUGAAAUUAGGACAAGUUCAAAUUCCACCACCAGAUGGCAAAGAAUGGCCAAUGGAAUGGACAGGUGAUUUUGAACUCGAAAUUGGUGGUACAGAGAUCAUUGGCCGUUUUAAGGACAGAAAUUCGGGAAAAACAGUUAUAGCUUCAUUUAAUGCGUUUGGAGUACCAUUCCAUUACAAUACACCAAAGACUAUGUAAUGACUGCUCUGGACACAAACCUUUUUUUGUUCUAGAAUAUUGAUAUUCAAUUUUGUUUUCUGUGAAAUUGACAUCCUAUGACUGAUAAAAAUUUAUUUUCAAGAAAGUUGCAAUGUUUUAAUAAAUAAGGACAUAAAAAGUA